AGUAUUAUUGGUGCUCUUCAGAUUAUACAAGUUGACUCGUAUAUCGUUACCUGUUAAGCAUGACGGGUGUAGUGGCAGAAAAGGUGGUUGUCGGUACAAAUGAGACUUUUAACGGAAAUACCCCAAGUUUGAGUGUGACGGAGCCUUCUGAAGCAAGUCCCAGUGUAGUAGAUAGAGACUUGUUAGACCCCUGUUUACCUGAGAAACCCAAGCUUAGUGAUACGACUAUCAGCAUCACCACAUCAGGGGCCAACAGUGACACAGACGCCGAUCCCACAAGCAGUGCCCCGGGUAUAUCGAAAGACACACCACGAUUGAAAAGCGCACGUCGCAACGAAGCCUCAAGGCAAUUGGCAAAGGAGAUACGCGUACAGUUUGACAAUCAAAACAAUAUAAAGUACCCUGAACGCAGUACUGGGUCUAAACCAGCAGAGAUAGGGCGAAGCGGGCACGAGCGUAACAAUAACAUCAACCCCCCACGUGUGAACAACUACAAGCGUGCCGCUAAUGCUGGGGAACCGGAGCGGAGGCAGUCGUCUGGGACUAUGGAUAGCUUGUUAGAUAGUGCGGUCAAUUGGUUGGCUAAGUUUAGCCUUGGAACUAAGGACACUUCCGCGUCACCCCGUGGUUCGGGUGCGAAAGAUGGGCUCAAAACAGCCGAGGAAUUGGAGAUGCGCAACUAUGUGGAGUUCCACUGUUGGCAGGGCGAAGCGGUCAGGCCGGUGAAUUCGCCGGUUACAGCGUACAAGCAAACCGCAGACGAGUAUAGGCUGGUAAGCCCGGAUUAUAAUAAGACUCGUAUGGUACUAAAGUUGUACUACACGUUUAUGUCUUUACACUACGAAGAGAUCCAUGAUUGUCCUGAGGAUCUGAUACAUCCGUUCUGCGACUGUUUUUGCCAUGACCGCGCUGGCGAGCGCUCGAAUUGUCUGUGCGAUCAAGAUCUCGAGUACAAUGAGAUUGUCAGCAUACAUCGCCGAAAAGUAGACCCCCUUUAUCCAGUGGAGAACAAGCAACAGGACGAUGAAGCCUACAUUGAGAUGGUGUUCAAGGAGGAACCUCGGAGCUUUGUUCUACGGUGCGAGACGUCGUCCAAGCUUCGUGACGAAGUGUUGAAACGCGCAAAGGCUUCGCGUAAUCGUUUUAAGAUCAAUCCACCGGGCGUGUAUGGGAACUAUUAGACUGGAAAUAUUCGAAUCUGCCUUGCGUCUGUAGUUUGCGCGAACAAAGUAAAAUACAACAUAAAUUUAGAAGGCGUUGGAUGAGCGUCAACGAGAAGGUGCUGUAGUGUUGUUGCGCUUUCACCAUCAACAGAGUACUCUUCGAAGGGCAAAGUAUCGUCUUGUAUAGACAGGUAUGUACCUAUUCAUUGUGCUGAUUAUAUACACAGUUGAGUAUUCAGGCAAGUGAUGUUAGCCUGAUUACGCCGCUUGCUGAUGGGUGAUUGCUCAAAGUGCCUUAAAUGAACGAAGUAAUCUCAGUCGAGCGCCUCAGUAUAGCUAAAUCGAGGCACUGUACCAAUACGGGCGCGUGACGAAUUAUCCAAAUGACUGCGCACAUGGUCCCACCAAUAUUAGGUGCGGAUGACAUAGAAGAAAAAUAGCACUCUACAAUAAUUGCACAACGGUGGAGUGAUCAAUGGCCUGCAUUUCUGGAAUGAUACUGGCUGUGGAGAUAAAAUUGGAGUGAAAGUGAAAGGCCGACGAUAUGGUCAUGCAGGAUGAUAAGUUCUUACAUUCCAAAUAGAGUUUCUGGUAUCGUUCUGGAUAAUUACUAUAAGGUCACAGUCCAAGUUGGUG
Molecule: messenger RNA, 1799 nt
Organism: Sphaeroforma arctica JP610
Lineage: Eukaryota; Ichthyosporea; Ichthyophonida
Exons: 1
Coding region: 60-1181 (373 amino acids)
Source: RefSeq, a predicted model, not a curated record